Molecule: messenger RNA, 3385 nt
Organism: Diabrotica balteata
Lineage: Eukaryota; Metazoa; Arthropoda; Insecta; Coleoptera; Chrysomelidae
Source: the annotation of a GenBank genome assembly
AACGUUUAAGGUUAUGUGAACUCUGAUGUAGCAAUAAUGGCAAAAGUUGAACAUUUAGUAUUUUUAAAAUUAUAUUUAAUAUUAAUAAGUGUAGUAAAUUUAUCAAGUGCCAUUUAUGAAGAUCAAGUAGGAAAAUUUGAUUGGAAACGAUCUUUCAUAGGAAAAAGCAAAUUUGCAGAAAUUGAUUCCAAGAGGAUUGUCAUUGCCACUGAACAGAAUGUUUUAGCUAGUUUAAACCUCAAAAAUGGUCAAAUUUUGUGGAGACAUAUAUUAGAAGACCCCAAAGAAUAUGAAAUAAAACUAUUGUACAUAGACAGAGAUAUAUACACAGUAUCAGGGACAAUAAACACUUGGAUAGUUCGAAGCUGGGAGAUCAACACAGGAGCUCUUAUUACGGAAUGGCCGAUUAUUACCGAUAAAUUACCACCCAUGGACUUUCGUGUAAUAGAUGGAAAACUCAUCAAUAUUAUUCCAGUUUUGGGAUCCCAUUUGGAAGUUUCUAGUUAUUACCUUUCUACAGGUGAAGUAAUUGAAAAGAACUUGAAAAUAUCAGCACCUUGGGUAAAGGAUACUUCAAAUUGUGUGGUUUCCAGCUCUAAGUAUGUGUGUUUAUCAAGUAAUGACUAUUCAGGUCAGUUGUAUUUUAUUGAUUUCCUUACUAAAGAUGAUGCAGUUCAUUCAAAAUCAAUACAAAGUAUCUUAGGUGAUGGCUUGGGACCAAUUAGUAUUAAGCAGUUGAACACAAACAUUCCAGCUUUUCUGUUAAUUUCCAAUAGAUUAGAAAAAUUAGUUGAAAUAGAAAAAGAAAAUAUUAAAAUCAAAGAAAUUGAUAUUUCUGGAGAAACUUAUAUAGCUAGAAACGAGGAUAAACUGGUAUUAUAUCAGUUUGAGGCUAGUAGUACUCCUGAUAAAUUAAUUAGCCUAGUUUCUAAGGAAUACUCCUCAGGACAAGAGUUGUCAAGAGUUGAUGUGGACUAUCCUAUAGGAGUAGGAGUGCCAGUAAUUAUUGCAAGCUCCUUAAAAGGAUCUAAUGGUAUCCUGGUGAUUAGCACAUCAGAUAAUGCUUUAUUAACAAUUAAAAUACCAGAAGGAAAAGUCCAAUGGACUAUAGAGGAAGCACUUAGUGAUAUAGUUGCUACUGAAUUUUUUGAAUUACCAAUGUCUGAAUUAGAUGCCUCUAUUGAAAAUGAAUUUAAGACAAAUUCUAAUAAUCUUAUUAAUAUGCUCAUCCACAGAUUAAGUACUCAGGCUAAACAGUUGUCUAAUUUAAUUUUUGGUAGUCAGUUAUUAUCAGCUAAUGGUUUAGUUAGAGAUGAAUUUGGUUUCCAUAAACUUAUUGUAGUGGCAACAAAAGUAGGAAAAUUGUUUGCUAUUGAUACUUUAUCUGGAUCUAUAGCAUGGAGUUAUAGACUACCAAAUGUUAGGCCUUUUAAGUUAUUGGAAAAGGAUAAGAUGUUUCUGUUUGUACAAAGAACUGCUAGAUAUGCUCCACUUCCUGCACUAUGUACGCUUCUUGCUGAAGAUUCUACAAGUGGAAAUGCAGUUUUGUUUCAAUUUGAUCCUAUUACAGGAUAUUCCACAAAAGGCAUUGAAAAAUUAGAGUACAAGCUUGCACAGGCAAUGUUGUUGCCAUAUGAAGAUGAAAAUAAUCUUAAACCUGUUCUAUUGCUCUCGUCUGAACAUCAAGCGUCUGUGCACCCACCAACAGCCAAGCUAUUUGUAUAUAAUUAUAUAAAACAGAAUCACAUUUUCUUAGUAGAUAGUAAGAAAAAUAGUCUUAAAGGCUACAACUUUUACCACAGUACCAAAGAAGAAUUUAAACUUACUCCUACAUGGGAAAUAAAGUUCAGUCCCGGCAAAAUAGUAUCAGUUAACACAAAGCAUCCCAAUGAAAGGGUACAUUCCCAAGGAAGGGUUCUUCCUGAUAGAUCAGUGUAUUAUAAAUAUGUCAACCCCAAUCUAAUUAGUGUUGCCACAGUAAGUGAAGAUCCAGUUCAUAAGCAUGUAUUAAGUAUAUACUUAAUUGAUGGUAUUUCUGGCCUUAUCAUGUAUUCAACAUCACACAAAAGAGCCAAAACUCCUAUUAAGAUGGUGCAUUCUGAAAAUUGGUUAGUGUACUCAUACUUUAGUGAGAGAUUUAGAAGAACGGAAGUGGUUUCUGCUGAAUUAUAUGAAGGGCAUGUUCAAAGUAAUAGUACAGUGUUCAGUUCUCAUGCUAUUAGUGUGUUACCUCAUGUCCAAACACAGUCUUAUAUAUUACCAGCCACUCCUGUUGAUUUAACAGUCACUUUAACAGAGAAAGGCAUAACAAAUAAGUUUCUACUUCUUGGAUUGUCCACUGGAGUUGUCAUAGAGAUACCUUGGCUGCUGCUACAGCCUAGAUUCAAUGAUAUACCUUGUGGUCCUGAAGAAAGCUGUAUUCCAUAUAUGCCAGAGGUUCCUCUACCAGCAGAGGCCAUCAUUAACUACAACCAGUCAUUAAGUGGCAUAAAGGGAAUAGAGGUAGCUGCUGCUAGACUUGAAAGUACUUGCCAUGUCUUAAUACAUGGUUUAGAUAUGUUUUAUACUCGGGUGGCUCCUUCAAAGACAUUUGAUGUAUUGAAGGAAGAUUUUGAUUAUAUAAUGAUUGUACUAGUGUUAACAGGACUUGUUUUAGCUAGUUAUAUUACCAAAUAUCUUGCUUCAAAAAAGACUCUAAAGCAAAUGUGGAAAUAGAUUGUUAACUAGUCAAUUUGAUGUUGUUUAAAUUAGAUUUUUUAUUACAAUUUGUUUCAAAAGUCUGUUCAAUAGUAAAUUGUAGUUUCUGAGAAUAGUUCAAAAUAUUUAUAAGUAGAUAAAACUGUUGCCCAUUAAAAAAAAUUGUAUGUAUAUUGUUCUACUAAUUCAAUUCUUUUAUUUCUACCUUUUACUUUUUUAUAUUUGCUAAUAAUUCAAAUAUCCUGAUGAUACAAUGCUCAGUGUAAUGCCAUCAUAAAUGUAGAAUUUUGGAAAAAAACAAAGAGUAAACAUGUUUAUAUUCAAUAAUGAAGUAAUGAAAUGGCAUUUGACAUUUUUUUAUUUUUCGAGGCUAAAUAAUAUUCAGAUAUAUUAUACUAUACUGGUUUUGAAAUAUAUUCAUUAAGUGUACCAAAUCUCAUAUGAUGCCUUAAUGUUAACAUUUUGAUCCACAAACUUAUUUUACUGAAAUUGUUGUAAAUAUUUGUUGUGUAAGAGUUUAGCAUAAAGUUUCAUUUUCAUAAAGUCAUUUUUAUUGCAUUAUUUAUUGUAUAUGGUUCCUGUAUGAUUAUGAUAAUUUUUAUUAAGUUGUUAAUAAGUAUUGUAUAUGAUUUAAAUUACCACAAAUGAAUAAUUUUAACAGUUAUGAUGGCAAUAAAAAUUGGUAGAC